Messenger RNA from Capsella rubella, 342 nucleotides. Its product is annotated as defensin-like protein 206. The record is from RefSeq and is a predicted model, not a curated record. The transcript is spliced from 2 exons. The coding region runs from base 59 to 337 and encodes 92 amino acids. Lineage: Eukaryota; Viridiplantae; Streptophyta; Magnoliopsida; Brassicales; Brassicaceae.
CCAAAAAAAAAACAAAAAGAACAAGUUUUAAGUUAAGGCAAAGCAAAGAAGACGAGAAAUGGCAAAGAACCUCAUCAACUCCUUCAGCUUCACUAUUCUCUUGGUUGUUCUUCUGAUGGCUUCAACUGGAAUCCUUAAGAGCAACGCUCAAUCAUGUGGUGCGGGUGGAUGUACUACGGCCGCUUCACGUGUGUUCCUCGGCGAGUGCCCGAGUGCCCACGGAACCACAAAUGCUAAUUGUUGUACUUGUUGCAUAGGCUUAUUCGGUUCUCCUCCAGUUUGCUGGGCGGUUAUUGAGGGAACUGACCUUCACUGCCACUGCUACAAAAAGGCUUGAAAUAA